AUGUGGUUGGCAAAAAUCAUCAAGGUAUAUGUUCAGAUUGCUGGAUAUCGUUUAUUGCUGCGUUGGGUAGGUGCAGAUGAGGAAGGAGAUGAUAAGUUCGAUUUUUGGGUCAAUAUUGGAAGUCGUAUACUUCAUCCUGUUGGGUAUGGUGGAUCGAUCCAGACAAAUAAACUUACCUACACUUAUAUGCCACCAAAAUUUAUUGCUGACCGUUGGACUGCUGAAGGCGAAGAGGCGGUUGCUAAACAUAUUCAAGCCACUAUGAUCCCCUUGCAACAUGUUCGCACUCUUCGCCGCCAGUUUGAACAGGAUCGAAAGCGAAUAAUCUGCGAGCCUGUUUUCAAAGUGAAUGAUAGAGUGGAAUUGCUAGAUUACAAUAACUCUACUCGUGUGCGUCCAGCUCGUGUUAAGAAAGUGGUUGGGCGGCGAAUUUGCGUUCAUGUGAGAGACGACGAUUUUGACGGUGAAGUGGAGGACGACGAUCGCCAGUUUGGUGAUGAUGCCGAAUUUUGGGUAGACCAGUCUAGUUUCUAUCUCUUCCAUGUUGGCUGGGCAUGUUACAAUAAUUACGGUCUUGGCUCAACGAAGGAGUACAGGAGACAUGCCCAACAGAUCGCUGACGCGCUGACCAAGGGAGAAGACCCACCGUAUGCUUCUGGCGAUGUAACCCCGCAGAAGAUCCGUUCCUGGACUGCCAACAAAGAUACUCCAUUUGAGUGGAAGAAGGGAAUGCGAUUCGAACUUAUGGAUCCUUUAGCCCAGAUGUUCAAUGAGCUGCGAGUUGCUAGUGUUCUGGAGGUGUUAAAGGGUGGAUACCUUCGCGUUGGGAUGGAUGGACCUGAUGUUGAGACAGAAUGCAUCCCACUUCAUUGCACCAGCACUUUCAUGUUCCCUGUUGGGUAUGCGCAAAAGUAUGACAUUAAAUUGGGAGGCCCCAAUGAUACAGAGGAGUUUCAUUGGGAUGAUUAUUUGCAGCAGGCUGGAGCAAUAGCCGCGCCUGAAUCACUUUUCCGCCCAGUUCCGGAUAAAAGUUUCAUGGAUUAUUUCCAGAUUGGCGCUAAAUUGGAAGCAUCUGAUAUGUGUGAGAAUCAUCUAAUCUGCCCAGCUACGGUUGCAGCGCACAAAGGGCGCUUGCUUCAGAUUCAUUUCGACGGGUGGGAGGAUUCGUAUGAUCAACUGUUUGACGUUUUUUCAAGUGAUAUUUUCCCAUUGGGUUGGUGCGAAAUGCAUGGUUACAAGCUCGAACCACCAAAGGCGGAAGAGGAACAACCUGCGAAGAAAAAGAAAAAGAAGUGA
Molecule: messenger RNA, 1296 nt
Organism: Strongylus vulgaris
Lineage: Eukaryota; Metazoa; Nematoda; Chromadorea; Rhabditida; Strongylidae
Source: the annotation of a GenBank genome assembly